Molecule: messenger RNA, 2808 nt
Organism: Oncorhynchus mykiss (rainbow trout)
Lineage: Eukaryota; Metazoa; Chordata; Actinopteri; Salmoniformes; Salmonidae
Product: leucine carboxyl methyltransferase 1
Biological process (GO): C-terminal protein methylation
Cellular component (GO): cytosol
Molecular function (GO): protein C-terminal leucine carboxyl O-methyltransferase activity
Source: RefSeq, a predicted model, not a curated record
UAUUAUCAUAAGGAGAUGUUUACUUGGAAUACGGAGAAGGAAUGGAGGGAAAAGGAGAGGCAGAGGAGGUCUGAGAGGGAGGGAGGAAGAGGAUAUGCAACCAGUAAAGGCUACUGGACGGACCCCUAUGUCCAGUAUUUUGUGAGGUCGGUAGGGGAACGAAAAGCUCCAGAAAUUAACCGAGGUUACUAUGCCCGCGUGCAGGGAAUGAACCACCUCCUGGAUGCCUUCCUCAGGAAAACAAAGUGUGACUGUCAGAUAGUGAACCUGGGGGCAGGGCUGGACACCACUUUCUGGAGGCUAAAGGAUGAAAACCUCAUGCCUAGAAAAUACUUUGAAGUUGACUUUCCAAUGAUUGCUGCCAGGAAAAUACACAACAUAAAGACAAAACCACCACUGUCAAAACCUCUCAUUGAGACCCACUCCACAGACUCACUAUUACUAGAUGGCCACAGCCUAGACUCAGACAGGUACUGCAUCAUCGGUGCUGACCUCAGGGACAUCCCAGGCCUAGAUGACAAACUGAAGAAGUUCCACCUCAACCCAGAGUUGCCUACGUUGUUCCUGUCAGAGUGUGUGCUGGUCUACAUGACUCCAGAUCAGUCAUCCAAGCUGGUGAACUGGGCCUCAGUCACCUUCCACACAGCCAUGUUUGUCAACUAUGAGCAGGUGAACAUGCUGGAUCGUUUUGGCCAGGUGAUGAUUGAGAAUCUUCAGCGUCGUCAGUGUAAUCUGGCUGGAGUGGAGGUGUGUCAGUCACUGGAAACGCAGAAGGAGCGCUUCCUAAAGACGGGCUGGGAGAAUGCAGAUGCUCUGGACAUGAUGACUGUGUACAGUGUUAUACCUCAGGACGACGUGGCAAGAAUAGAGCGUCUGGAAUUUCUGGAUGAGAAGGAACUUCUGCAGCAGCUCCUCCAACAUUACAGUAUCUGCUGGGCCACCAAGGACAAGCUCAAGCUAGGACUCUCACAAGUUGCUUUCUGAACCUGGACUGUGGACCGACUGUCUUAAGCCUGUUUCUCUGUGAUCAACACCACCAUGUAAGGAAGAAGGAACCCGUUAACAUCAGACUCCAGUCCUGUCUGUCUUUGCUUCAAAUAAAGUCUGGGAAACUUCUGGCAUCAGCAGAAUUCUACUUAAUGUGUUUCCUUUGCAUCCCAUAAGUGCACCCACGGCCUCCCAGCAUGUUUUUGGGAAAGAAAAUAGAAGUUUGUGCUGGAAGUGUGAUAUGAAUGACAAGACUUUGGAAAGGGCAGUAUCCCUAGACUUCAUUUCAUUGUUUCUAAUGUACCUUCAGACCACAUUGAGAAGGUUUGCUGGAUGUUGGAGAAAGUACAAGCCAGGUACGUACCGGUCAAGUUUUUAAUGUGCCAUUGUGUAUGUAUUAUUAAAACUCUAAAAAUGUAUUGCCAAGACCGAUAGUGUCUUACGAAUAGAAAUGUAAAGUUAAUACAUUGAAUGCACUUAAAGAUUUAUUUGAUUCAAUUAGGAAAUUGCUGGAUUUAAGGUAGCAAUAGAUACAUUUGCAUGUAACAAGGAUUCUAGUCAAAGAAAUAGGAGUGGCAUUUUCAAUCAGAGCAAACUCAUUUCAAGUUCUUGCAGGUGAUACAACAGUACCAAUGACACGACAAUGCAGGUCUAGAGGUUGAAUAAAGCUGUUAAUAUUUGUGUUUGAAAACCUGACCUCCAUUUCAUUACCUAUGGUCAACAGACUGCAUUAGAUGCCAUGAAAGUCGAUGUCAUUUCCACAUUGAAUAGUUUGUCACCCUCUGAGACCCUUAUGUCCUUCUGGUCAGAUCCUGUGUUUUACAGAGAAACAUUAACCCAAUAUGACCUUGUGUACAGUGUGGUAUGGAUACAGAUAGCAGCACUAGAGCACUGAAGACAGUGAUAGAAGAGAGAUGUUUAUAACACAUAUACAGUGUCUAGUUAGUCUUCACACCCCUUGCACAGUCUUCACAUUUUGCUGCCUUAAAACUUAACCCCAAAAAUUUAUUAAAUUACUUUUUUCCCUACCUAUGUACUCAACCCUACAAAUUAUAGAACAUUUUCCAAAUGACUUGUAAAUAAAUAAAAAGUAGUGUGACAUACAGUGGGGUUUGAACAUUUGUACACCCUUCAUAGAGAUGAGCAAUAAUCACUGCAUCAAAUAUUUCAAAUAUUGAGCUUUAUUGAAUGCUCAUAAUAUUGGGGAAUUGUUUUAUACUAAUAUAAUUGCUCAGAGAAAGAGAUUUUGUUUAACGAGUUAUAUCUUUUUUUCCUCAGGUAGGGGGUUCAAAAUGAUUGACACCCCUAAAGAGUCUUAUAAAGUAGUUAUAGUUCAGUAUUUGGUCCCAUAUUCCUAUCACACAACGACUACAAGUUUGUGACUCUAUAAACUUGGAUGCAUUUGCAGUUAGUUAUGGUUUUUCAUCUUUCAACAUUUAUUAAAAAAAUAUAUUACUUGAGCAAUUGUAUUAAUAUUACAUCAUAUAAUUUCACAAAUUUGUUAUCAUACAAUAUCUCAGUAUUUGAAUUAUUUAUUUUAUUGAGUGAUUAUUGCUCAUCUUUAUCAAGGGUGUUAAUAAUUUCGAACCCCACUAUAUUCAUUGUUUUUGUCAAAAUUGCUCAAGCUCAGCAAAUUUUGUUGGUCAUUGAAGGACAGCAAUAUUAAAAUCUUGUCUUUGAUUCGCACACCGAUUUAUGUCAGGACAGAGACUGGAACAUUCAGGAACACCACCUAUUGGAAAGCCAUCUGGUGUGUCUUUGGCAUUCAACUUUGUGUAAUUGUCCUGCAAAAAUAAAUUCAGGAGGCAUGGUUUCUUUAAA